UUUUCUAUGAAUCGGUGCGAGGCCGUGUCUGAUGUUAUCAUCAGCGCGGCGCCUGUGCUGAGUAACGCCCGCCCCAGUCUGGUGGCGCACUUCUCAACCUUGGAAACGCAUGUUGUAGGUGGACGGGGCUGAAGGUGAAGAGUUAAAAGUUUCUCAUAAGAAUAAGAUCGAAACCUUUUGUUUUCAGUCAAAGAGAAGAAGCGAGACGGAACCAUGUCGGAGGAAUUUCAGUCUCCCUCCGUCUCGUCCUCCGUGCGUCUAGACGACAUUUUAGGAGACUCCACACGUGAAGGUGCGGAGAAGGCCCCCGACGACUUGCAACCUCUCAAACCCGGGGCCGGCGACGCGCCCGUGGUCCCCCCCGUUGUCCCUACGGCACCGCCGGUCCCGGCGCCUCGGACCUUUGAGUCUGCAGAAAGCAACGAUGUCGCCGGCGGUACAUCGCAAGAUGACUUGCCCCCGCCUCUACCCGCCAGAAGCCGGCCCGAACCGGACUCCACCUCGCAGACUGGUGCAGCCACCGAGCUGGCAAAGACGCGCCCGGAGUCAGUGGGUUGCACUUUCUUGGAGCAGAAACUAGACCAAAAAGACGAAUCCUUUUUUUCUCCUUCUGUUGCACCUGAAUAUGUGAUGCAGUCUGCAGACUUUUCUGUCAACUUGAAAGAUCAGCCAUCUAGCGGUGAACCUGUGGGCCCACAGGAUGCUGCACCUGUGCAUGUUGAACCUGUUCCUGUCUUCUCUAUGUCCUCCUUUACUUCUGAUUCUAUAACUGAAUUAACAAUGUCCGCAAAAGCAGUCUACGCUGAUGAUCUUAUGCAGACUGAAGUUCCUGUAAAUACAAUUUUACCUUCAAUUUCUGAUUUUGUGGAAAAUACAGUGGAUAAACAAGUAGCAGACCAUUUAGAAAAGGUUCAUGCUCAUGUUGAAAAGGCACAAGUAGAGCCAGCAAUAAGAAAAUCAUCAGAGUUAGACACAUUAAUUUCUGUUGACGAAUACUCAUUUCAGUGUGUAGAGUCAAAUAAAAGUGAACUUAAAGGGACUACAUCAUCUCUGACGGAAGAAACCAUGCCAGAUCAAGACGCAGCAGAUAAGGAAGGACUUGUGAAGGACGCAAGCAUAGACAAAGUUCACUUAUCAAAUGAAAGGGAAGUUGAGUUGGGACCUCGUUUAGGCUUAACAAAUGAGUACGUUGCUGAGUCAAAAAUGGAUGCAUCACCCUUAAACAGACUUGUUCAGGAAAAUGAAUCCAUGCAGGAUGUGUUGAAUUUUGAGGAACAAACAAUAAAAUUAACAGAUGGUGGUCUCAACUUUUGUUAUGGCGACACUUUAGAAAUAAAAGAAAGAAAUGAACUUAAUUCUGGUACAACUACCAAUCAGGUAGCUGUUACUGAUAAUGCCAAUAAAGUAAUGAAGUCAGAGAGUGUUGUGUAUCAAGGCCAAGAGGUUUUGAAGAUGCCACAAGAUACUGAAAAGCAAAUUAUGGCUGAGGGAAAUGGGAAACUAGAUCAUGCAGAUGUGGAAGCCUUCAUGAAACAAUCAUCAGAUAUGGAAGCCAUUGUCGAACAAGGUGGAAAGCAGUCUCCAACUGAAGCAUAUUUUGCUUUUUCACAGGUUCCCACAAGUGAGCCUCAAACGUGUAUGACUUAUGCAACGUUUGAUUCAUCCAGUAUGUUAGUGUCUCUACAGUCUGACCACUUCAGUAAUGAAAUGAUUUCUGCAUACGAUGCAGCUGAAGGAGGAAAAACUGAAUUGAAAGGAACUUCAAAAUUGCCAUUACCUUUGACUGUCCUUGAGUCAGAAGUGACCAAAAAGGUCGAAGAUGAAGAAGCAAAACCUGUUCCACUGAUAGAAUCUUGUUUGUUUCCAGAAUCUAAAGUAGAUGCAACAUCUGCUUCUGAAAAUAAUUUGCAGCUAUUUGGUGACAUUGCAGUUGUACCAGACCAGCUUAUAACAGCUAACAUUUUGGCUGAAGGCAUGACCUCAAAACAAACUGCUCAAAAUGUUGCUGUAGACCAAUCACAAAGAAUCUCUCAAAUUGAGCCAUGUGAGGUGGCAGUAGGUGUUGAAACAGCUGAAGAUUCCUUUGGCAUAGAAAUGAGGAAAUCUACACCUGAGCUACUCAAUCCUUCUGAACCACUAUUGUCCACCUUAGAACAGUCUGCUCUGGACACAUCUGAGGAAGAACAAGGUUUAACUGAUGUGACUGUGAAGGCACCUAGUCGCACAGAUACAGAAGGUCUUGAAACUAUCACGGAGCCUAGGUAUGCCAAAGUACAGUCAAUUGCUCAGAAUGAGAGUAAAGAGCAAGCUGUGCAUGCUUCUAUACAUAGUGCUGCCAAUGGCACUCUAGAGGUAACAAAAAUACAGUGUUUGUUUGUGGAACAGAAGACUCUGCCAAAUAAAGUUAAUGAAGAUCCUAUAGUCAGUUCAGAGCAAAUUCCAAGUUUUCAAGAAUCAAAUUUAACAGCAAGCAUAUUGGUUGGUUCCAGUAACAAGCCAGUAAUUAAAGAUGAGGAUCUCUAUAAACAGUCUGGAUACAAAGAAUCUGAUGGAUCUCGAAAUGUAAAUCAAUUAGUUGAUGAAUCCAGUAAACAAGAGUUAAUGUCAAAUGAGAUUGUGGAAGAGAAAUACCAUCCUACUUCACUUAUUCCAAAACAAGAAGCAUCAACUGACACUUCUGUAAUGGUGAAAAGCUGGGAUAUGGCUUUGUGCAAUGAAAUUAUCAGUAGUAAAUCUGAGCCAAUAGUGGGAGCUCUGGGAGAUGCAACAGUUGGAAUGAAACCUUCUGAAAAGAUUUUGACUGAUUACAGACAUGUUGAUCAAUGUUCACUCAGAAUGUCAUCACUCCAAGAUCACAUUGAAGCUCCCUUGCUGAUCAAAAAUGUAACUGAAGAUGAUCUGGCUGGCCCAGUAAAGGUUACAGACAAAACCACGGUAGAAGUUAUGUUAAGCUAUCAGGAAGCUUCUGGAGAAUUGCUGCCCAGUUCAAGCAUGAGUGAAAAGUGUGCUGUCGAUGAAUCUCUUCAUUCUUUGAUUGACAAUAUUGGUACAUCAACUCCACUGUCAGUGUUAAGUGAGGAUCUUUCUACUGUGGAUAGAGGACUUCCUUUACAAACUUCUGCUGAAGAGACUUGUUUGAAUAUUUCCCAGCCAGUUACUUCGCCUGUCACUCCUUCACAAGAUAAAUUUCCAGAACAUUGGGAAAAUCUUAGUGAAGUGAGAAGUAAAUCUGAUGGCCAUUCAGAAAUAUUGGAGCAUACACAGGUACAGAUCGUACCUCCAGUAUUGCAAACUGGAGCUUCAUUUCCCUUGAAUGAGGAAGUAACAAAGGCUUCGAAGGAGGUGGUCACAAAGAUUUUAGAAACCAGUGUCGCACUAGCUGAAGUGUUGGGAGAGAAGGAAGGAACAAGAGCAACAUGUAUGUCUCAGCAGGAAGCAGAUAUCACCUCUAAUGUCGGAGAGGAUGACGUGAGGAAGAAAAAUAUUCCUGUUGAAUCUCUGGUACCAGAAUUGACAGUUGCUGAAAGUACUGAAACAUCUAAAGAUUCUACUGUUGCUGUUAUUGCAGAUACUCCAGUAAAGCUGGACAAAAAUUCAGUUGUGGACUUAAUCUAUUGGCGUGAUAUUAAGAAGACUGGACUAGUGUUUGGUGCGAGCCUGUUCUUAUUGCUGUCAAUGACAAUUUUCAGCAUUGUCAGUGUAAUUGCGUACCUUGGCCUGGCAGUGCUUUCAGUUACUAUUAGUUUCAGGAUAUACAGAGGUAUUCUGCAGGCAGUGCAGAAGUCUGAUGAUGGACACCCUUUCAAGACCUACUUGGAGAAAGAUGUUGCUGUUUCUGAUGAACUGGUACACAAGUAUAGUGAUAUUGGACUAGGCCACAUCAACCAUGUGAUUACUGAAUUAAGACGGCUGUUUCUUGUUCAAGACUUGGUGGAUUCUCUGAAGUUUACAGUGCUGAUGUGGCUGCUUACGUAUGUUGGUGCCUUGUUUAAUGGGUUGACUCUGCUGAUAAUAGCUCUGGUAGCAGUUUUCAGCAUUCCGGUUGUUUAUGAAAGGCACCAGGCUCAAAUUGAUCAUUACAUAGGGAUAGUAAGCAAACAAAUUAAAGAUGUCACUGCUAAGAUUCAAGCUAAAGUUCCUGGACUGAAGAAGAAAACUGAGUAGUAUCCUGUACUGUGUUUCAUGGCAUGUUGUCUGCAGGGAGGGUUGGGAAGAACAAAAUAGCCUUGGAACUGCAGUGCAAUUUGCAAAUCUACAUUUGGUAGUAACUGAAACUGUGUUUAACUGCAGUCAUGAUCUAUUAUAUCACACAUACUAACGUAAGAAAUUUGAAUUCAGUUUAUUUAUCUGAUUUGGUACAGAGAACACUGGUUUGUAUUAAAGAUUUGAGAAGCUGUACAUUGCACUUGUCAGGGUUAGUGUCUUAUGUGUAACAAAUCAUGGUGCAGUAGGAGUUUUGAGUAUUCCCACCCUCCACCCUACCCCCAGUUUGCACACUGUAGAAUCUAUGCUGUGAGGUUGUUGCAAAUUUCUAACCCCUGAUGAUAUUUACUGUACCAUUUUAGUGAUGUUUGAGGUCUUGCUUUUUCUGACUGAAACCCUUCGCUGUAUUAAGAUUUUAUUGUUUUAACAAUUACCCAGUUAGUGUUUCACAAAGCUAAAGAGUUGAUUUCAUCAGCUCCACAGUGCUUGAUGUUUCAGAGUUAUCUGCAUUUUAAAUAUGAAUCCAGUGCUGAAACAUGCAGAAUAUUACAUUAAUCGCAACAUUAAUGUACAACUCAUCUAUAGCAACAAUGGUAUGAACAAUAGCAAAAGUUUAGCUGUACUGCUGAUUAUUUGUGGACUGUAUUCAAUGCUACAAAUGUAACUUGGAAAUUUCAAGCAUUGUCUGAUGCACAAGUGAGGCAAUGAACAUUGCAUUGUAAAUUGGCUCAGGCUUUCACCUGGGGGAAUGCAGUGUGGAAUAAAAAUGAAUAAAGCUUACAAA
Pristis pectinata (smalltooth sawfish) is the source of this 4987-nucleotide messenger RNA. Its product is annotated as reticulon-4-like. The transcript has 10 exons. The record is from RefSeq and is a predicted model, not a curated record. Lineage: Eukaryota; Metazoa; Chordata; Chondrichthyes; Rhinopristiformes; Pristidae. Gene Ontology annotation, cellular component: postsynaptic density; neuron projection. Bases 214 to 4164 code for a protein of 1316 amino acids. Gene Ontology annotation, biological process: brain development; neuron differentiation; endoplasmic reticulum tubular network formation.